This is a messenger RNA of Loxodonta africana (African savanna elephant), 2527 nucleotides long. It is a transcript of the gene PPP2R2B, whose product is annotated as protein phosphatase 2 regulatory subunit Bbeta. NCBI's taxonomy places the organism in Eukaryota, Metazoa, Chordata, Mammalia, Proboscidea, Elephantidae. The transcript has 9 exons. The record is from RefSeq and is a predicted model, not a curated record. Gene Ontology annotation, cellular component: cytosol; protein phosphatase type 2A complex. Gene Ontology annotation, molecular function: protein binding; protein phosphatase regulator activity. Bases 175 to 1506 code for a protein of 443 amino acids.
UGCUGGGUUUUUAUUUUUUCUCUCUCUCCGCCUCCCCGUCUCCUCCUCAGGCUCGGACCAUGGUGCAGUCCCACUGGCUCCCCUGCCCCCCUCUCCUGUGAGACUGGCUGCGGGGAGGGAUCAUGGAUACUUGUCUGCCGGCUUCUGGUUCCCACGCAAGUAAGCCUGCUGUCAAUGGAGGAGGACAUUGAUACCCGCAAAAUCAACAACAGUUUCCUGCGCGACCACAGCUAUGCUACCGAAGCUGACAUUAUCUCUACGGUAGAAUUCAACCACACGGGAGAAUUACUAGCGACAGGGGACAAGGGGGGUCGGGUUGUAAUAUUUCAACGAGAGCAGGAGAGUAAAAAUCAGGUUCAUCGUAGGGGUGAAUACAAUGUUUACAGCACAUUCCAGAGCCAUGAACCCGAGUUCGAUUACCUGAAGAGCUUAGAAAUAGAAGAAAAAAUCAAUAAAAUAAGAUGGCUCCCUCAGCAGAAUGCGGCCUACUUUCUUCUGUCUACUAAUGAUAAAACCGUGAAGCUGUGGAAAGUGAGCGAGCGCGAUAAGAGGCCAGAAGGCUACAACCUGAAAGAUGAGGAGGGCCGGCUCCGGGAUCCUUCCACCAUCACAACCCUACGGGUGCCUGUCCUGAGACCCAUGGACCUGAUGGUGGAGGCCACCCCACGAAGAGUAUUUGCCAACGCGCACACUUAUCACAUCAACUCCAUAUCAGUCAACAGCGACUAUGAAACCUACAUGUCAGCUGAUGACCUGAGGAUUAACCUAUGGAACUUUGAAAUAACGAAUCAAAGUUUUAAUAUCGUCGACAUUAAGCCGGCCAACAUGGAGGAGCUCACAGAGGUGAUCACAGCAGCUGAGUUCCACCCCCAUCACUGCAACACCUUUGUGUACAGCAGCAGCAAAGGGACGAUCCGGCUGUGUGACAUGAGGGCAUCAGCCCUGUGUGACAGGCACACUAAAUUUUUUGAAGAGCCGGAAGAUCCAAGCAACAGGUCAUUUUUCUCUGAAAUCAUCUCUUCGAUUUCAGAUGUGAAGUUUAGCCACAGUGGAAGGUAUAUCAUGACCAGGGACUAUCUGACCGUUAAAGUCUGGGAUCUCAACAUGGAAAACCGCCCCAUCGAGACUUACCAGGUUCAUGACUACCUCCGCAGCAAGUUGUGCUCCCUCUACGAAAAUGACUGCAUUUUUGAUAAAUUUGAGUGUGUGUGGAAUGGGUCAGACAGCGUCAUCAUGACCGGCUCCUACAACAACUUCUUCAGGAUGUUCGACCGCAACACCAAGCGCGAUGUGACCCUUGAGGCCUCGAGGGAAAACAGCAAACCCCGGGCUAUCCUAAAACCCCGAAAAGUGUGCGUGGGGGGCAAGCGGAGAAAAGACGAGAUCAGUGUUGACAGUCUGGACUUUAGCAAAAAGAUCUUGCAUACAGCUUGGCACCCUUCAGAAAAUAUUAUAGCAGUGGCGGCUACAAAUAACUUAUAUAUAUUCCAGGACAAGGUUAACUAGGAGGACAAGUUAUUACUUAAUAAUCUCACAUACUGAAUACUAGUCAAACAAGUUUUUAAAUGUUUCUUUGGGUCUUCAUUUGACGCAUUGAUUUUAAUUUCCCUAUGCAGAAAACAAUUGGAAUAGAAUUAAAAGGAGUACAACAAUCCCAACUCCCCAGUUCUAAGAACCUUUUUGUCAAACCCAAUAGGCUCGGGACACUUCUGUUUAGAAUUGAGAGUUGCCAGCUAACAGUAAUUCUCCCAUAGUUGACUUGAAUUUCUGAUGCUUUUAUUACCUGGUUUUCUCUGGUGGGUCCAGUGUUUUGUUUCUAGGUGUCUGCUGAGGUAAAAUGAGGUUGUCUGUAGUACUUAAGGAGAAAAGAGAUAAGUUUUUUUUUUAAUUAAGCAAUUCCAUUUGAUUGAAAAAUCAACAAAAAAUAAACACCGUUUGCUCUACUCUUAGAGAAAUUCUUAUUUUGUGGAAAAAUCAGAACUAGCCAGCAUGUCCUCAUUCAUUAAUGGUUUUUUGGUUUUGUUUUGUUUUUUCUUUUUUUCCAUUUUCUUUUUAACAACGCCAUUUUGAGCCAGAGAUUUAUUUCUCUUCAGGAGGCUGAGAAAAGGACACAGAAAGAGAAGGGAAGGAGUACACCAACCCUGCUGUAGUCUCUUUUUGUAAGAGCCAUAGAAACGGCUGGAGUAUUUGGCUUGGAAAAGGCCGUGAAUGCUUCAGGGAACAUAAAGAGAACACUUUCCACACAGCGCUUCUCAGAGUUAGCUUGGCAAGUCCAUGUGGGGCCAGAUUCCAUCUGCUGCAUUUUUACUUUUGCUUUUUGUCUUUUUCAAUAGCUCCAUAUAAUGCUCUACUUACAUGUUCAUUGGCUUUUUCUCUUCAACCUUUUCCAGCUUAUUUAUACCAUGGACUUCUAAAGGCCGAGUCCUGGUUCCUUAUUAUCUGGCGUUCUAAACAAAGCAGUAAGUUUGAGGCAGUGGCACCAAUCCUGGUUCCCUGAGAAUGGUUGGUCUGUCUCUUUGGGUGUGUC